AAAAAUCAAGUUCCCCAACAAACCUUGAAGGAACUCUGUGAAUUAUUUUUACAUAGUCUGAAUAAUCCAAAGGCAUGCAGAAGAGAAAUCUCCACUCACACAGUAUCGUCUCUCCAUGAGAAUCUGGCUCAAAACACCGAACUUGUACAAGCACUCCUUGGGUUUCUUCUAGUGGAUGACAGUCAUUCCAUGAAAUUUGAAUAUAAUUCUCAUCUCCAAAAUAUUACUGUGGACUUCAUUUUAGACUCGUUGACAUCCCUUCAGAAACAUCACCAGACUGAGGCACCAUUUUCUCAAACUGUGAACCUGAUCUACAAGAUCUUAAGCAUCAUGUGGUUUGAUUUGGAUCUCCAAGAAAGUGAGCUCAAGCAUUUAUGUACUAAACUCUUUAGAGCCUCCUGGGUUAAAGGAUAUAUUUCAGAGGAGCAAGUUCAGGCAUCUAUACUCAGGAAACAGAAUGCUGGUUUGGUUAAU
Messenger RNA from Staurois parvus, 474 nucleotides. The record is from the annotation of a GenBank genome assembly. NCBI's taxonomy places the organism in Eukaryota, Metazoa, Chordata, Amphibia, Anura, Ranidae.